CAUCAGUAUGUUUGCACUGCUGGGAUAUGGAAAACAUGGAAAUCUUCGUACUGUCCGUGCUUUUGGCUGCCUGUUCAGCAAUUGAUGUUCAGCUGGGUCCGCUAGGUGACAACUUUCUGGAGCAACCGUGUGGCACUGUUCCAAAUUUUAAAUACAAAAUUAUUGGAGGACACAACGCCCCAGUGGCCACCGCUCCCUGGAUGGCCAUGGUCAUCGGGGAAAAGGGUUUCAUCUGCGGAGGCUCACUAAUCGCCAAACGCUUCGUACUGACGGCUGCUCAUUGUGUGGGCAACGAAGAUCUAAAGGUCCACCUCGGGGUACUCGACCAAGAAGAAGCAAAGGCAUCAAAUGAGUUCGAUGUUGAUGGAAUGUUUGUCCAUAUGGAUAGUGAUCUUGGCAAGCACGAUAUAGCUCUGUUGAGACUGGCCAAGCCAGUGCCAUAUGCUGAUAAGGUCAGUCCGAUCUGCGUGCUGCUGGACCCGCUUUUCAAAAACUUGGAUGAGCACAUUAUCAAGUUCAGAACCUACGGCUGGGGCCAAACCCAAUCUAGUAACUCUAGUCGCAUGCUCCAGAAGACAUCGCUCUUUAAUCUUCGCCGAUCCGAGUGCUCGAUACUAUUUCCCCACCUGGAGAUCGAUCGGAAUCAUGUCUGUGCGGAACGUGCUAAUGCCAGCACUUGUAGUGGCGAUUCCGGUGGUCCUCUGACCGCCAUCGUUACCUAUGACCAUGUCCCAACGGUGUUCCAGUUCGGAGUCACCAGCUACGGUUUUGAAGACUGCUCCAAAGCCACUGUCUUUACAAACGUAAUGGCCCAUUUGGACUGGAUCGUUAAUACCGUGCGCCGAGAAGGGAAUUUGUAACCUUAUCAAAAAUUUUAAUUCAGUGUUAAAAGUUGAACUAAUAAAUCCAUU
Molecule: messenger RNA, 911 nt
Organism: Drosophila santomea
Lineage: Eukaryota; Metazoa; Arthropoda; Insecta; Diptera; Drosophilidae
Product: serine protease grass-like
Exons: 4
Coding region: 27-860 (277 amino acids)
Biological process (GO): proteolysis
Molecular function (GO): serine-type endopeptidase activity
Source: RefSeq, a predicted model, not a curated record